CCAUCUCUGUCAUCAGCCAGAGCUGGAAGAAGGGAUUGGCUCAUGCGAUCGGAGCUUGGAAGGCAGAUGAAAUGCCAGGUCCGCUCUGCCUUUGGGGAUAGCCAGGCUGCCUUAUAAUGGGAACCAACACUUGCUCGAAUCGGGGGCAGUAGCAUCCAACUGAGCAUCAGGAAAACACACAGACCUCCUCCAGCUUUUUUUUUUUUUUUCUUUUUAAAUCUUUUGUUAUUGUUGUCUUUUUGUUUUAAUCUGUUGCUCUGGCUGUGUAGCUUCAUGUGGAGGAGGAGGCUGCUGGUGGGCUCUGUCACUCCCCUGUGCUCAUCAUCCACCCUCUCUGGAACAGGUUGAUCCUUUAUUUGUUUUAAUUUCUUUCUUCUUUUUUUGCGCCGGAGAGCUGCUUUUUGGAAUCUCCCUCCUCCAUGUACGAUAACUUGUACCUUCAUGGAUUUGAAGACUCUGAGGCGGGAUCAGCUGAUUCCUACACAAGCCGACCGUCUGACUCGGAUGUGUCCCUGGAGGAGGAGAAGGAGGGCGGCCGGCAGGAGAGGGAGCAGCAGGCCACUGUCCAGCUGGAGAGAGCGAAGAGCAAAGCGGUGGCGUUUGCUGUGAGGACCAAUGUCAGCUACUGCGGUGCGUUGGAUGAGGACGUCCCCGUGGCCGGUACUGCCGUCUCUUUUGAUGCCAAGGACUUCCUCCACAUCAAAGAGAAGUACAAUAACGACUGGUGGAUCGGCCGCCUGGUGAAGGAGGGCUGCGACAUCGGCUUCAUCCCGAGCCCCCUGAAGCUGGAGAACAUCCGACUGCAGCAGGAGCAAAAGAGAGGACGCUUCCACGGCAGUAAGUCCAGCGGGAACUCCUCCUCCAGUCUGGGAGAAAUGGUUUCAGGCACAUUCAAGCCCAACCCAAACUCUGCAGGAAAGCAGAAGCAGAAAGUGGCCGAGCACGUCCCUCCGUACGACGUGGUUCCCUCCAUGAGGCCGGUGGUCCUGGUGGGACCGUCCCUGAAAGGUUACGAGGUGACAGAUAUGAUGCAGAAAGCGCUGUUUGACUUCCUGAAGCACAGAUUUGAUGGGAGGAUAUCCAUCACGAGGGUAACGGCCGACAUAUCAUUGGCCAAGAGGUCAGUACUAAACAACCCCAGUAAGAGGGCCAUCAUUGAGAGAUCCAACACCCGCUCCAGCCUUGCCGAGGUCCAGAGUGAAAUAGAAAGGAUCUUUGAGCUGGCCAGGUCUCUACAGCUGGUGGUUUUGGAUGCAGAUACCAUUAACCACCCGGCACAGCUUAUCAAGACCUCGUUAGCUCCCAUCAUCGUCCAUGUAAAAGUGUCCUCGCCUAAGGUCCUGCAGAGGCUCAUCAAAUCAAGAGGGAAAUCUCAAAGCAAACACUUAAACGUGCAGCUUGUUGCGGCCGAAAAACUAUCACAGUGUCCUUCGGAGAUGUUUGAUAUUGUUUUGGACGAGAACCAGCUGGAGGAUGCGUGCGAACACCUGGCAGAGUACCUGGAGGCGUACUGGCGUGCUACACACACCUCACUUAGCACGCCACUCAACCCCCUGCUGGGACGCAAUCUGGGCUCCACGGCUCUCUCUCCGUAUCCGGCCGCCAUUCAGGCCCAAAGAAACCGAAACAGCAACCACACGACCGACCUUUCACCCGUCGAACGCCGCAGCCUGAUGCCCGCCGACGAGAACUACCACAACGAACGGGCGCGGAAGAACCGCAACCGCAUGUCCUCGGGCUCACAGCACAGCCGGGACCACUCUCCCCUGGUGGAGGAGGAUUACCAGGACCCCUACCAGGACUCUUACAAGCCUCACCGUAACCGAGGAUCCCCGGGAGGCUAUAACCAGGACUCCAGGCACCGGCUUUGAGCUGUGGCCUGCUGUUAACGAGAUGUAGGCCUGCCUUUCUUUAACACAACCACCAUGAACACAAGAGCUGAGGCGGCUCUGUCGUGACACAAUGAAACUACUACACUCAUGUGGACUGUAACAACCUCUUAUUUCUGUGUAGUACCUCAUACCCCCUUUGGUCUCCUCUUCUGCCAAAUUGGCAUUUGAAAUAACAACAAAAAAAAAAAGAUGCUUAGAUGUGAACAAGGGACUGAAUAUGAAAGUAGCACAAGAGCAGAAGCAUUAUUAUGUUUUAAAGGGAAGGAAAGUGUGGGACGUAGGCUCUUCUGGACUCUUCCCACUAUCUCAGCUGUUACUGUAGCAUGCAGGUAGGACUGUAAUUACAGGCCUGACUCAAGCCAGGGCCAGACAGAAUCUAGCAGUGAUGAUCAGCACAGAACUUGUUUGCACGCGUCCAGGAGCUCGUAGAAGCAGAGUAUAAAGCAUCUGUAAUGCUCCUCAAGUUUGUGUGGCACCGUCCUCGAUGUGAGUGUAAUAAACCCAGUGAAAGCUUGUUCCCAAACGUUACAAAUUUGUUCUUGAAGUGACAUGUUCAUGCGGUAGCUUCAUGUGCCCCCAUUUUCUUUUUCUUUUUUUUUUUCUUUUUCCUCCAACUACCACUUUUGUUAUUAGUCUCGACAAAAACAUAAAAGUCAUGCAGAUACUAAUAUAUUUCAGAGCUCCAAACCUCAGGAACGAGAGGUCAUUUAGACCUAGAAGUGUAGCGUUUAUGUUCUUACCCAUCUGAUGGGAUUUUGAUUCUGAGCGUUGUGUUAAGUUGUUGGGGAGAUUUUAUGAUUUAGCAGUCGUGAGAAAGCUACUAAAGUCACUGGAACAGUUCUUCACAAACUGUGCAUUUAUUAACUGCACUCAUCCGUCAUGUGUUUAGCAGCAUUUGGAAUUGAUUGGAUUUUAGUAAGUGGCUUAUAUUGAGGGCUUCCAUGUGUAAAUACAGACAAAAUAUUUAAAGGAUUUAGAGUUUAAUUUAUUUUAACUUCACUGCAUUAUAUUACAUUCCAUCUAUUUAAUUUAUUUCAUAUAUUCACAUGCAUAUAUUAAUUUUUAACUUCCCUUUAUUAUUAAAGGUUUCAUAGAAUAAACAUGUUAAUUGAGUAGCAAUUUAACACACCCCUCUUUGACUUGACUGAUGAGGACUGCUGCAUUUGUCCUUUACAUGCCACUUUCAUGGAAAUUACUGCAGAUAACUGCAAUUUGAAUUUCUAUAUAUGCUGCCAGAUAAAACGGGAUUAAUAUAUCAUCAUCUUUUAAUGACACAUCUUUGUAUUUUGUAAUUUUUAGAUAUUAAAAAUCUCAUGUUGAGUUUCUUUUUUUAUUUUUUUCCUUUUUUUUCAGUUCAUAGGCCAGAGCUGCCAUUAUUGCAGUGAUUCUGGAAAAAAAAAAGGAAGAUGGACAAGGAGACUUCUGUUCUUAUCUGCCAUAUACAGUAGCUUUUGUUGUUGUUGUUGUCUCGAAAACAGUGGAGCAUACGCAACAAUUUAAAAGAUCUGAAUACUGCCUGUGAGAGAAUGAUGCAUUGAUUAGAAGUUUGUGUGCACUGUCAUUUUACAAUUGUAAUGAAAUAAACUGCCCUUAUGCUAUUCUA
Molecule: messenger RNA, 3495 nt
Organism: Mugil cephalus (flathead mullet)
Lineage: Eukaryota; Metazoa; Chordata; Actinopteri; Mugiliformes; Mugilidae
Gene: cacnb4a
Product: calcium channel, voltage-dependent, beta 4a subunit
Exons: 13
Coding region: 420-1871 (483 amino acids)
Biological process (GO): neuromuscular junction development; regulation of voltage-gated calcium channel activity; calcium ion transmembrane transport
Cellular component (GO): voltage-gated calcium channel complex
Molecular function (GO): protein binding; high voltage-gated calcium channel activity
Source: RefSeq, a predicted model, not a curated record